AUGAGGCUCCCAAAAGAUACUGCAAAAGGAAAGGUAGAAGUUCUGCAGCAAUACCUCAGGAUCCAUUCUCCUUCACCUGGACCUCGAGGCAUAACUCCCUCUGCCUUCAGUGGGGAAAAGAUACAGUCUUCAUUAAUGAAAGAUGGGGCCAAGCCCAGCACCUCAGGAAACUGCAGCAGAGGAAAAAGCACAUCUUCUCAGAGACAGAAAGGCUCAAGCAGCUCUGCACAGAAAGGAUCUGAAAAAGAAAACCUUAAGCACCCUUCAAAGAGGAGGGUAAACAUUAAAAAACAUCACUCCUACAGCCCUGAAAUUGUUCAGGAAUUUAUGUAUCGAAAGAAUCAAGAAAGAAAGAAAAAAAGCCUAGAAGAGAAAAAGUCUUUGGUGCAGGCCACAGAGAUGAGAAAUAAGAGAUUGCAAGAAGUAUACAGGAAACAGAAAGAAGCUGUUGGAAGGAAAACAUGUUCUGACCAGAUGCGCAAGUUCAUGGGGGAAACAGCUUCUGCCAAAGGAAGUCCUCAGUGUAAACUUAAGCAAGAACAAACCAGUGGUGGAAUCCUGGAGAGGAGUUUCAUGGCCUGGGUGGAUAAAACAUCCUGUACUCUAUUAAGUAAAGAUCACGGAGGCAGGUCAGCCUCACUGCACCGUGGUCCAGAGAGGUUACAGAACCUGGGAGCACCUGGGAGCGCUUUCGAACAUGGAAGGACACCGAUGCUCUGGCUCUCCAGGAAUCAACUUCUAGAAACAGUUCAAUCACCUAAAAAAAGAGAGGCAUUAGCUUCUCCAGCACCACUGGAAUCCGAAUGCUGGUUUCUCAGUCCUCUGAAAUGUCAAGACUUGAGGGACUGCUCUCCCCCAGCUCUGCAUACACCUCCUCUGAGCUUUUCCCUUCCUCAGAAAGAUGCAAAACCUUACUCCAAGGACUUGACUUCUGGUCUUUCUCCAUACAGAAUUAAACAUGAGCGAGUGAAAGCCAUACGUAGUCUAUCUAAGGAACUUGCAGAAAAGAUUGAGAUGGCAACUAAGAGACUGAAUGCAGCAAGCUGGAUUAAAGAGUCUGCUGACAAAACAUUGACAGAGACAACUUUGGACAUUUACAAUGAGUCUUCUUCUGUCCCAGAGCCUGAGACAUCCAAGGAUGAGCAAGACAGGACAAUGACUAUACAAAUGCUUCUGGACACCCCAGAUCCUGAUGUGUUAUGUGUGUCAUCAGAUAGAGAAUCUCAGGGACUGGGCAGGAUUAGCCUUGUGGAUAGCACUGAGGGAGCAACAGCCUUGGACAGACAGAAGGAAAUACCCGCUCCUUUGCCUGGCAGGAGUGCUGCAAGCAAAGAAUUACCAUGGAUCUUUCGUAGCGCAGGACAGAGGCAUCUCAACGCUGGGGAAGACCUGAGCAACACAUUGCAAGGUUUUCCUGUGAAUAAGGGCUCUGAGGUGGACACAAGCCUAUUGCAUGAAAAGCCAAUAACCAGCCCAGCCUCUCCAUCUCACAGAUUCCUCACUAGAAGUCCGCAGAGAGAACUCACAGCUUGGAGGAAUCACUACCCAUGUAAGACUAUUUUGAAAGUUCAGAAUCAAGAGGAGAUUGCCAACCAGUGUCCCAGAGAGAGCCUGAGGACACCGAACAGCCUCAUAUUACAGCCCUCUGAUGCUCUGAGCCCUGGAGCUGAGACUCACGACACCUUUGAGCGGGACUUUGCUUCUGCAGGUGAGGGAGACCCUAGCUGCACAGAACUGGAAGACAAACACAGGAGCCAUCUGAACAAUUUGAGGCAAACCUCCCUACUACUGGCUCACAGACUGAAGGUCCAUCAGCUCCAGCAGAAACAGCAGCUUACAGUGCUGAGGGAGAAAGCAAAGCUAGAAGUUGAAGAAAGCCAGAGGUUUUUGACUGACCUGCUUCAGCACAAUUUAGAGGAGUGCAGUAGCUCCAAAGGCAGUUAUCCUUCAGUGCCAAGAUUGGACCACACAGAGCAAAUGUGGAGAGGAUACCAAUCAGAAGGUGACAAUGCAGCUGGCAGUAAUCAAGGGAUGCAUUCACUGAAACAAUCUGCAUUGAAGAUGGAAAGAGAUCACAGUCCAGUGGAUCCCAAAAUAGUGGGAGAAAGAAAACCUCUGGGAGGAAGGGGUUCAUAUUGCACAGUGCUUCAGGAAGGAUCCCUGCCAGCAGAGCACGGGGAGCUGCUGCACGACCAUGAAACCUCGAAUCUGUUGCCACCUCCGGUGAAUCUGCUCCAUGGGGAGAUCUGUGCAGGGGACGACUCUGGAGAGAGCAGCGAACAGGCCAGCUCCGACAGCCAGUGGAGCGAAGUCGGCCGGCACUAUGGAGGUUCCAGCACUUUCUGCCGUUUCAGCUUGGCCAUGGUGGAGCAGUGUCUGAGGGGAGAAGAGCUGCGAGCUCGACACCAGGCCGCCCUCCUCAAGCUCCGCAAAAAAGCUCUCCAGGAGAAAGCCAAGGCUGAAUUGGCCUGGCUGGGCCACCAGAAACGCUGCCUGGAAAACCUGCGAGAUUGUAAGGGAGCGUCUGCCAUGGCCACAAAGCAGCGCAAAAUCCUAACGGAGCUGAAACAGGAGCAGGCAGAAAUCCAACACCUGCAAAAUAUCUACAGGGCAGCCCAUCAAGAAAGAAAGCUUUUAUUAAAGCAGCAAAGAGAAAUCUUAAUGAUGCGGCAUUCUACAGCACAAAUCCAGGAAAAGCUGCAUAAUAUGGCUGGGAAGCAAGAGGUUAUUAAGUCACAGUCAGUAGAUGUCUCGCUUACAAGGAGCCCAGCAACUGAAGAAGCAAUAAAGCUGAAGACAGUGAGACUUAUUUCUAGCCCAAAGUUAUAUUCCUCUUCAGCAGAGUCUACAGCCCACCCAGAAAGGCUUGAUCUGUCAGGGAAUAGAGAAAGUUGUGUCCAGCUAAAGAAUAAACAAAGCAAGAAAUAUGAGGGCUUUUCUACUGAGAACAAGAAAACACCGGUACAGUACCAGAAACAGGCAGAGGAGUCCCCAAGUUCGGAGCAGUCCCUUGCUGUGCAAGGUCCUGAUGCGUCUGAGAUGGUGGCCGAGAAAAUGUGUGGUGCUAGUAGUCAAACCACAGGCUGGGUCUUUAUGAUUAAAGAUUGCAGAAACACAGAGUUUAAUGCUCAGGAUCAUGUUUUAUUACCUCUGGAACAUGCAAAUUCAGCUAGAAUGGAUGAACCUAUACCCACACCCAUUACAAGAGAAGGCAGAAAGUGUGCAUUUCUGGAAUCUGUUCUGGAGGGAAAGGCACUUAUUUCAAACCCAAAGAUAGAUCCUAAAGACAAUGAAGAUAUUAAUCCAUGCGACAGCAAGUUCACAGUGAAAGGCUUGGAGAUGCUUUCUACUUUGUGUAACUUAUGCCUGGUUCAGGCAGAAAAUACUCUUCAAGGAACUGGUGAUGCUACAUCAUCCUUAGAAGAUCUAGAGAAAGAGUCUCUGAUAGUGGAGAAAGCACACAAGGAGCAGAGAAGUCAUAAAACUCUAAGAGAAGAGCAGGACCCCUGCAAUCUGUUUCAGGCUGGGAAAAGGAAGAAAGCUCUUUCUGAUGAUGAUGAAGAUGAGGAAAGAAGAUCAACACUGAUUUCAAAUGAAGCUACAUUAGUGAAAACCUGGUUAAGAAAAGAAAGGUCAUCAGAAGAACAGAGAUUCAGCACAGACUCUGAGGGAAAACUGGAAAUCACACAUAUAGAUGAAAAAGCACAUACUGAAAUGCCUUUGUCAGAAGUUAAAGAAGUGGAAGUGCCUGUCCCUUAUGAGAUCUAUCAGGUGGAUGGUAGUCAGUGUUUGAAGCAUAUGGACCAUAUUUCUCAUGAAGCUUUUUAUGAAGAACUAAAUUUUAAAGCAUUUUCCGAAGGAUUAGCUUCCACUGAAUCAUCGUCCAAGUCAAACAAAAUCUCUCUGAGAUGUGAAAGUGCCAAAUCAGACUCUUCACUCCCAGAAUUUCAGAAAGUGUCUGCAUUUUGGAUUGACAUCUUGGAAAGCUCCAUUUCAGACUCUGAAUUAGAGCUGAAAAAUGGAGAGGACACAGAUGUCAAUAUCCCAGAAGAGUUUGUCUAUGACAAUGGUGAUGCAUUUCCUAAUGUUUCAAAAGAGAUGCUAAUAGCAAUAAGUAAUGGAAAGGAAACAUUACCUAGUGACAAACACUAUGAACAUGAAGUGCCCAAAGAUGACAGCACUGAGACUUCAUCACACUCCCAGAAAUACCCUGGAGAUGUUUCAGAUCAUGGCUGCACUGAUAAUUUGCUUGCUUUCAUUCCAUCAGACAAAGCAAAUGCAUUCAAAACAAAGUCGGCAGAUUCCUCCCAAUCUGAUAACCCUGCCAAGGGAACGGAUAAGCCACAUCUGGAUGCCUCAGAAAACCACAGUAGAAACAAAACCUGUUUUCAGGAGAUCACAAAACAGGGUAAAGAUGCAGUUGCCAGUUCUUCAUGCAGUAAUGAUAUUUACUCACCCAAGAUCUAUGAACAGCAGAAACCUAGUUCUACAACUAGCAGAGUGAAAAAGGAUGGUGGAAUUAACAGUUUAUUUGUGGAUCAAAAUAGAGACCUAAUGGGGUUUCCGCUGACAGGUUCUUUGAAAUAUCUAGAUUUGGCUACUGACCAGCUUGGGAACACUGUCUCCUUUCCACCUGACAAAGAUACUACAAAUAACAAACUAUUAGCAUGCCUAACUUCAAGAAACUUCUCAGUUUCAGGAGGCAAAAAGAAUCAUGCACAGCUUCUGAACAAGAGACUCGCAUCCAACAAAUUCAGUGAGAUUGUAUCUCUGUCCACAUCCAUGCCAGGAAUUUCUGAGGAAGUCCAUACAGAAACCAAUUCAUUUGAGCCUUUGCAAAGGGUGGCCACAGGAAAUCAAAAUAACUCAACAACUGAAAGGCAAGCCAUAAAGGAAGCAAGGAGGGGACUGUUUUCUUCUGUCUCCUCAAAAAAGCAAUUGUUUCAAUCUGAGAACUGCUCUUCCAAAGGUGAAGAUGAUACAAUUUUUAUUAGUGAUGAGGGUCUCCCUCCAACUGAUGAGGAUACCUUGUCAGAAAUACUGUCUCCUGUUGAUGAAGUAUUGUCCUAUGGAAGUGCUGACUUGCCAUCCUCUAAUAAAAAGGAUUUGUCAUUUCCAAGUGAAGAUCUUCCUCCUCCCCCUUUAGGUGCAGAUGCAAUGAAAAAUGAUGAUUCUACCUUCAGUAUGGAUGAUUUCCCAUCUCCACCAGAACAAAUGACAGUCUCAGAGACUAGACAGUGUAUGGAUGAAGAUGUAUCACUGAAAAUGGAUGCAUUACCCCCAUUACCUGAUAACUCUGUGCCUGAAGAAUUUCCCCUGCUCAAUCAAGAGACAACUGAUGCUGUUUCAACUCAGGAUGGUAGUCUCUCAGAACAACCUUUAGUUAAAGAUAUUUCCAGUGCAAAGGAGGGCUUAUUAGAAUACCAACAAGGAGAACAUGAGACACCUUUGCAGCAUUUGGAAUUUCUGCCUGUGUCAAAUCCUAUUUCUUCUGGUCAGGCCAGUAAAAGUCCUGACUUCACGAUGAAACAAUGCAAACCAUACUUAACACUGCCCAAAGCUGAGGAGGACAGUGAUGACCCAUUAUUAUCAUUUGAAAUUGGGGACAGAGUGUUAGUAAAACAGACCCAACCUGGAACCCUAAUGUUCAAAGGACGGACUUAUUUUGAUAGUGGCCAUUGGGCUGGUGUUGCACUUGACAAAGCUGAAGGUGAUAAUGCUGGAACUUACAAAGGGGUGAAGUAUUUUGAGUGUGCUCAGCAGUGUGGUAUCUUUGUCAGACCUGAUGAGAUUUCACACCUGUUGGGGACUAAUGAAAAUGGUUCCAAUUACACUGGGGAUGAAGACUCUGACUCCUAUGAUGAUGAAUCCUUCAAAGGAGACUGCAAAUACUCUGAUGAGCAGGGAGGAGGGCUUACAAAGCAGAAAUCAGAAGACAAAAACAGUGCAGGUGGAUCAGAAAUGAAAGAAAACCAGUCUAGGUUACACAUGGCCUUGCUGUCUGGAAAAGGGCAAAAGCUUCCACAUUCUGACUGGUGUAAGUGUAAUGAAUUCCUCUGUCAAAAUAACUUAACAUGCUUGGGAUCAGAUAAAGAAAAACCAGGACUGACACAAAUAAAACAAAGGAUGCUUGCAGAUGUGCUUCCAAUGAAAAGUCAGACUGGUAACACAGAUGAGGUAAACACAAGCAGAAAUAUUUGUUGCGUGGUAGAGGAUCAGAAAAGAAAUAAACUUGCUGAUGAUAUUGCAAGUGAACUCAGUAAAAAACUUCUGUUUGACACUUUAAUUGCAUUUUCUGAAACAGCUCAACACAAAUAUAAAAGUGCCUUUGAAAAAGAUGUGAUGAAUAAUGGCAAAGGCCUAAGACAAGAAGACAAUCAGAAAGAGUUUCUACUCAAAGAAAAUUCAGCUGCUAUCUUAUCUGAACAAUCAGCAAAGGUUUCUGAUGUUUUACUGUGUGAUUUUGAUAUGCUUAGCAUUCAUGGUUGUCACACAGUAGCAGAAAGAAUUGUAACUAAAUUUGUAGAUGAUGCAGUUAAAGAAUAUAAGAAGAUAAAAAGAAAACAUGGAUCAAAAGCAGACAAGAUAUUUCAUUCAUCUUUGGAGACUUCUCCAACCACUUUGCCAUUCCUUAUAGAAAUCCUUGAUGCUGGUGUUUUUGGAAGCUCUGAAGACUUUGAUCAGCCUAAUUCUGACCAGCAUAUGCUGGUGGGACAAACACAAAAGCAAUACUUGUACAAAUCAGAUCAGUGGCACUCAGCUCCUUGGAAGAAAAGUGUGGAAGUUUCUCUUGUGAUACCACAUAACAGUUCAUACGUUAAGAAACUGUCUGCAUAUGCUGUAGAAGAAUUAUGGACCCCAGAAAACAUGUAUUCAAAUUUCAGGAGAAUCAAUGUGCCAAAGCACUUCGAAUGUAACAAUCUCCCAGGGAACGAUUUGGAAACAGAAAGCAAGAGGAUGUAUAAUCAGGUUAUAUUUGAUUUGACCCGUGAGUUGCUACGUGCAGAAUAUCAAGUGACUGCAAAUCCAAAUACAUUUCCAUGGAUGAAAGAAAAUUUGGGAUCUUGCUGUUCCAGGCGUCUUUGCAGGAGAACAGAUGUCAGUGAGGUCAAGACGUUUGUUCAGGGUGAAAUUAUUAAAAUAAUGAACCUGGAAAAGAAUGACUUAGAAAUGAAAAGGAAAUUCCUUAAUAUGACCAAGUAUGGAAACUGUAAGAGAGACAGAGUGGACCUUAUGCUGAUUCAGGAGCUCCGCAAAGAAGAAUCUUGGUGGACUUACUAUGAUGAUGAUGAAUUAACUGUGAAGAUGAAAAUGACUGAAGACAUAUUUGAUAGCUUGAUCCUUGAUACAAUCAGAGUUCUUAAUAUGAUUUAUCUGAGAAAAGCCUGUGAUUAAAAGUUUUCCCUAAAAGGCCCUAAUGGAGGAAUUUUAAGCUCUGAUUUUUUUAGGCAAGAAAUGCAUCAUUUAAGAAUUUUAAUUCUGAACUUGUACCCAAUAACACUGUGGCCUUGGCCUAAUUUGUAUGUUCAUGUUUACAAUGAAAGGAUGUAAGCAGAGACUUAAUCAGAUAGAGAAAUAUAACACAAAAUAUUCUCCUUGUGUUUUGUGCUUUGGGAAUGCUCAGUAAGAUCAAUGGUCGUUUUAGACUGAUGUCACACAGAAUGUAAAGGGUGGAAAUUUUAUUCUUGUCUGUUGGGUUUUUUUUGGUCAAGAUAGCACUUUAUUCACUUAUGCAUUUUUAAGAGCACAACAUGUUUUAAAAUUGUAUACAAGUCAAUACAAACAGGGUUCAAAACCAUUCUAUGUGUAAAUUAUUUUAUUCUCUGUUAUCAUGUUCAGGUUGUGAAUGAUAAGUGAAUCAUUUUGAAAAUAACAUUCAGAAAAUCGUAGGUGACUCUCUUAAGAAUGUAAAUGUGCAGACAGAAUUAAAUCUAGAAAUUGAAUUGUGGACCUCUGUAGUUUGGAAUAAACUCCCCUGUCUGGAACAAGUCUAAAACCUUUCCUGAUGGGUACAGCAAAGUUAAAGGUGACUGUGUGCCUUUUUUUUUAAAAAUUUUUUUAAUAUGCUGUGCAACUGCUUAAAAGUAGCCUGGAGAUGGCUUCAGAGAUGUGGCAUAUGGAAUGAUUGUGCCCUAGCAGGAGCUAGAGUCAGACAUUCAGCUGUAAUGUCUAUAACUGUAUGUAAAUGAGACAAAUACUGAUGUAAUGCACUUUAAAUGGGAUACUUUUCUAUCAGUAACUCCAAUUUCUGAAAACUAAAUAUGUGCAUGUGAAUUGCAUGAUAAAUAACCUAACCACGAGCCCUUUGCAUUCUUACAACAUCUAAACAUAGGGUGCUGAGUAUGUACUUUAAUUGGCAAAAGAGAGCAAAUCAAUAAUCCUACUCUUUUGUAUUGGCAAAAUUGGAAAAAAUCAAGAUUUUUAACAAGGAAAUAGAAGCAUUCCCUGAGCAUGGUAAUUGUUCACUAUGUAUAUUGCUGUGGUCCAACCUAUUUUGCAUUGAGAAGACCAAUGAUACUUUAUUUUUUAGGGGUUUUUUUAAGUAAAUACUGUGCAAAUAUUUCUUACUGGAAUUCAGAAACUGUUCAUUACAGUAGAUCUGAUUUAUUCAAAUCCCAUUCAUUCGGGGUGUCUUUCAAAUAAAAAGAAAAGCAGGACAAUCAAGUAUAAACUAUAUAUAAACUUAUAUUUUAAAUAACAAUAUUUACAAUCUGCUUUUGGUUGGAAAAAUAGAAAUACAUUUAAUGUUUCUAUUUUUAAAUACUGAUGGCUUAACUGUUUUCAUACUGAAUUGUUUGUUUUCUGAAUAAACAAAAUAAACCCCCUGUAUCUCAUUUUUAUUCCUUUUACUGAAAUUGAUUAGAGUUGCAGAUUAUACUGGACACACUGCUGUUCUCAUUAGCGAAUGGGAGUAGUUUUGCAGACAGCUCCUGGUGAUGUUAAAAAGCCCUAUCCUGCUAGUUGCCAUAUGAACAGAAAUAAAAAGGCAACUUCUGCCCCAAGUGCAUUAACUGUUGAUCUUAUCCUAUAAACUAUUUUCAUGUCCCUAGUGGUACAUAUUCUUAAGUCUCUGACUUUGAUCCUCAUUGAUUAAUUAAUCCAAAUAAGUUAUUUGUUCUAAGAUUAAUGUUUUCUUGUUGUCAGUUUAUAGUAGAAUUUAACUCAAUUUUUUUUCCCUGGACUUAUAGACAAAUUGUUGGAUACAAUGAUAAAUCUAUAUAUUGAAGCACUACAGUUUUUCAGUUUAUUGUCACCAUGGUUUUGCAGCAGCAGCAGGUUUCUUGUGUUCAGAAUGAAAGCUAUUAAAAAUAUCACUUACGAAUAGUGAUAGUGAAUGAA
Molecule: messenger RNA, 9339 nt
Organism: Aquila chrysaetos chrysaetos
Lineage: Eukaryota; Metazoa; Chordata; Aves; Accipitriformes; Accipitridae
Gene: CCDC187
Product: coiled-coil domain containing 187
Exons: 26
Coding region: 1-7395 (2464 amino acids)
Biological process (GO): microtubule anchoring
Cellular component (GO): centrosome
Molecular function (GO): microtubule binding
Source: RefSeq, a predicted model, not a curated record